CUCAAGAAAAAAUGGAAAACAGGCCGCCUCCGAGUGAACUUCCAGUCAACACUGCUGUGCGAUUAUGCAAAGAAACUACCGAUAUUGACGUCAUAAUCGAACUAACAAAACACGAAAAUGCACGUGUAAGGAGGACAGCUCUGGUAGAAAUGUGUCCCUGCAGGGUUAAAAAGGACUUGAGUGACUUUUGGGCGCGGGUGCUGGAGAUGGUAGACGAUGCUGACCCCCAGGUCAGGAGACAGGUGCUCCACACUCUCUGUGACGGAUCCCCGGCUCACCUGGAGACACAGGUAGCCGAGUCCCUGGAACUGUUUAACAGGGACAGCGACGCCCAGAUCCGGCGGACAGCUCAUAAGGUCCUGGGUCACUACUGGAAAUCCGGCAAGUGGAACAUACUGUGAUCCGGCGGACAGCCCAUAAGGUCCUGGGACACUACUGGAAAUCCGGCAAGUGGAACAUACUGUGAUCCGGCGGACAGCCCAUAAGGUCCUGGGACACUACUGGAAAUCCGGCAAGUGGAACAUACGGUGAGGAUAG
Saccostrea cuccullata (small rock oyster) is the source of this 537-nucleotide messenger RNA. RefSeq lists its product as uncharacterized. The transcript has a single exon. Bases 12 to 401 code for a protein of 129 amino acids. The record is from RefSeq and is a predicted model, not a curated record. Lineage: Eukaryota; Metazoa; Mollusca; Bivalvia; Ostreida; Ostreidae.